AUGCGUUAUGGGCCGCUCCGUCCGCUGUCCUUCGCGAGAAUCAGGCCCAGCACCAGGGUAAAUUUGGUUGGAGAAAAGGCCCUUCCUUACAAUCAGAAUGGGUUGAACUCAUUGAGCAGCUGCCAGUACUCACACUGCUUCUCGAAAUUGCACUGGGGCACACGACAAUUCAUUUUCCAUGAAUACGUUCACUUCACGGAUGCAACCACUUCCCCCUCCCCCCGUCACGCCACCAUCAGACCAAACGCCAAACGAGCAUCAACGGGAACAUCCGAUUCGAAACAAUCCAAAAGGCAGAAGAAACGCAGCACGUCUGAAUCUCAAGCUUUAAGAAUGAGUCAAGCGCUGCUCGCGACCGAAAUCCUGGUCAUCGGUCCAGAUUCAGAUUUCGACAAUCGCCGGCUAUCGAUCGCGGGCAAUACGAGUGUACGAUCGUAUCGCCCGAUUUGGACGCUCGCUUGCGAGCCACCACUGAUAUGUGAUGUGUUCAUGUGGGGGCACACAGAGCUGCAGCGACGUUGGAACUGA
Messenger RNA from Macroventuria anomochaeta, 528 nucleotides. RefSeq lists its product as uncharacterized. The coding region runs from base 1 to 528 and encodes 175 amino acids. NCBI's taxonomy places the organism in Eukaryota, Fungi, Ascomycota, Dothideomycetes, Pleosporales, Didymellaceae. The record is from RefSeq and is a predicted model, not a curated record. The transcript is spliced from 2 exons.